Molecule: messenger RNA, 137 nt
Organism: Entrophospora candida
Lineage: Eukaryota; Fungi; Glomeromycota; Glomeromycetes; Entrophosporales; Entrophosporaceae
Source: the annotation of a GenBank genome assembly
AAAUAUCAAAAAUGGUUUAUAUUGGAUUGCAUCCUUUAUUCUCCUACAAUAUUGAUUUAACAGAUUUAAAAUGGUCAAAUAGAAGAAAUGUUGGUGAAUAUGUUAAUCUUGCCAAAGAAGAAUCAUACUAUAAAUGA